Messenger RNA from Lytechinus variegatus (green sea urchin), 2661 nucleotides. RefSeq names its product abscission/NoCut checkpoint regulator-like (gene zfyve19). The transcript has 11 exons. Gene Ontology annotation, cellular component: cleavage furrow; midbody; centrosome. The record is from RefSeq and is a predicted model, not a curated record. Gene Ontology annotation, molecular function: metal ion binding; phosphatidylinositol-3-phosphate binding. Gene Ontology annotation, biological process: abscission; mitotic cytokinesis checkpoint signaling. Bases 7 to 1398 code for a protein of 463 amino acids. NCBI's taxonomy places the organism in Eukaryota, Metazoa, Echinodermata, Echinoidea, Temnopleuroida, Toxopneustidae.
GGAACCAUGGACGGACACUGUUUCGGCUGCGCUACAAAGUUUGGAUUUUUCACCAGAGAGCAUUCUUGCCAUAAGUGUGGUCAUGCAUAUUGUAAAACCUGCCUUCCUCACAAGACCUCACUUCCAGGAAAGGAUCCCAAAAAGCAACAAAAUGUCUGUAAUGACUGCUUCAAACUCCUACAACAAACCAAGACAGACAUGCAGAGGGACAACUUGAGGAAUGAAGGCAGAUACUCGCCUCCAGAGAACUUUAAAAAGAGAGUUGCUGCUCUUCACGAGAAAGAGCAAGGAAAGCAGCCUUCAUCAAGACAGCCAGGACCAUCACAAUCUUCAUCAGAUGCUUCAUCAGCUAAACAAGCAGCAAAGUAUAAAAAUCUAGCACCGGCUGACAGGGACAUUGCUAUGAGGUUGGACAAGCUUAAGGAGGACCGAAAGAAAAGAGAGAAACCUGUGCUAACUCAGCGUGAGAUUGAGGAAAGGCUUCGUAAUCUCCAGGGACAUCAACCAUCUUCUGAAACAAGUCAAAACACAGUAUUUCCGAGAUCAAAUAAAACGGUUGAGGAGCAGUUUGAUGACCUUCUAGAUCAGAUGACAGAUGAAGUGGCUUUAGAUGCAAGAUUAGAAGGAAAUGAUGUUACUACUUAUGAUCCAGCUGCAGCCAAACGAGCCCCCACAUGCUUGGGACCAGGACAAAACACCGAUCCACUCUUGCCUGAUGAGGAUGAGAUGAAACAACUCACAGAUGAUGCCAAGAAAUUAUUAGGGGAGUCUUCCAGCAACAUAGAACAGCCUUCCGGGGGUACCAAUCCUCAACCACCAGGAGGCCCUGAUGGGGGUGAGGAUGAUGAGAGUAAUGCAAGGAAACUGGCAGAGGAGGCAAACAAGCUGAUGGAGGCAGCAAGGGCUGAGCUCCAUCUGGAGGAGGAGGCCACCAAGAGAGGAGCCGAGAGGGAUGCAGAGAUUGCAGGGAGACUGGCUCAUCUCAAGGGUGCACAGUCAGGAGAAAAUACAGGGAAUCUUAACCUUGAUGGAGAUAGUGAUGAAGAUGAAGAAAAAGCUUCCCAGAGACUCAUUCAACAGAUAUUGGAGGAAGACAAGUUGGAUGACAGAGUAGCUGCUGAUGGGUUCCAGGUACCAACAGAGAGAGUACAUCCUAAACCAACAAGCAACACUAAUAUUUCCGAGAACCCUCCACUAGAACCACACAAGCAUGACCCUCCAGGACCCCAGACAAACCCUGAUGAACUGCCAUGGUGUUGCAUCUGUAAUGAAGAUGCCAUUGUGAGAUGUGUGGAUUGUGAUAAUGAUCUCUACUGUAAAAGAUGCUUCAGAGAAGGACACAGAGACUAUGGAAUUGAGAGUCACAAGGUUAAACCAUACAAGCCUCCCAAUAAAUGAACACCAUGACUAUGGACUGUCAACAAGAAUCGAUAUACAAGGUACUGAUAUAACUGUUUGAUGCAGAAAUUAUUUCAAGGUAUUGAUAAUCAGACUUUCAGAUGUGAUGCUGGUAUUAACUUUGGUGAUGACAGCUAAUGGUAGUCUAUGGCUAUUUUUUUUAACAUCAGCCACAGCAGCUUUAAAUUAUGCUGGUGCUAGGACUGAUUUCAACAAGUGUUUAGCAGUCUAUGAUAUGAUCGGCGAUUCCAAGUUUAAUGUUAACAGCUAGUUUUCAUGUUACACCGAAUAGUUUACACCAGCCACAACACUGAACUUGAGGUUUGUGCUAGGAUUGAUGUCACUACGUGUUAAUCUAAUGUGAUUCAUGAUUUCAUGAUAACUCUGUAAGCUCACAUUGGAGGCUUCGCAGCCUAAUUCAUGCUCUUCAAUACCAAGGAUAUAAAGGGUAUGGAAUUAUGCCCUACUGGUUCAAACCAUACAAGGCUCACAAUAAAUGAACAACAUAUCUAUAAAGUAGCAUCAACAGGAAUUCAUUAUCGUUUACAAACACUGAUACAACUGCUUGGUGUCAACACUCAACACUAAUGUCAACACCAAACCUCAAAUCAGUCAUUGGUGAAUGCAAUAGUUUAUUUAUAUGAAUAGAGAUAAGAAGAUGGGAAUGAUUGAUUUGGUUUCCCUGUAUCUUUUUCAAGCUGUGCAAUAACUUUCCAAAUGAAACAAAAAACAAAUCAGAUGUACAAAGAGCAUGUAUUACAAUAAUGAUAAUACACUAUCAAACUAUCAUUUUAAGAUUUUAAUGAAGAUUUAUAUCACAUGUGUAUUUCAUCCAUAAUUCACUUUAGUGUGAGCGACUGUUCCAUAGAAAAGGGAAUCCAAAUGACAAAUUCUAUGUGAACAAAAUAAGAUUUGCAAAGAAUGAAACAAAUUUUGAUAUUGUUUUAGUAAUUACCACUAUUAUUUGAAUAUAACAAAUACAAAUACUAGGAUAGACUAAUUACAUUAUUUUCAUAAUAUAUUUUCAUUUAUUUUGUUAACACCCAAAGACAUAUAAUAAUGUGUGUUGUCAAUCAUAUCAUAAUUGAAUAAUAGUUUUUCAUAUUUCAAAAUGUAAUACCUUCUGUCAAAAUUCAAAUCUGACUUAAACAAUUAAAGUAGAAAAGCAAAUAAGAAUAUUCAUUGUACAUGAACCAUAAUCAUCAAAUAUCAAUCAGGCAAAAUUAUUGGAUAACAAUUUGACUAAAUGUUUUCUUGGAAAAA